GACCAGGCCCUGUAUGCCAGAGGCUACUGCUGGACAGAGCUUCGAGAUGCAGUGCCUGGCGUCGACCCCCAGCUUUGGCCCUCCUUGUUUGAGCACAAGUUUCUGCCCUAUGCUCUGCUGGCCUUCACAGGCAUCAUGUACAUACCUGCCCUGGGAUGGGAGUUCCUGGCCUCCACUCGGCUCACCUCUGAGCUCAACUUCCUCCUUCAAGAGAUCGACAACUGCUACCACAGGGCAGCCGAGUGCAGAGCGCCCAAGAUUGAGAAGCAGAUCCAGUCCAAGGGGCCGGGGAUUACGGAACGUGAGCGACGGGAGAUCAUCGAGAACGCAGAGAAGGAG
Sinocyclocheilus anshuiensis is the source of this 339-nucleotide messenger RNA. RefSeq names its product pannexin-2-like. Gene Ontology annotation, cellular component: plasma membrane. Gene Ontology annotation, molecular function: wide pore channel activity. The record is from RefSeq and is a predicted model, not a curated record. Gene Ontology annotation, biological process: positive regulation of interleukin-1 production; cell-cell signaling; monoatomic cation transport. The transcript has a single exon. Lineage: Eukaryota; Metazoa; Chordata; Actinopteri; Cypriniformes; Cyprinidae. The annotation marks the transcript as partial.